Molecule: messenger RNA, 3662 nt
Organism: Austrofundulus limnaeus
Lineage: Eukaryota; Metazoa; Chordata; Actinopteri; Cyprinodontiformes; Rivulidae
Gene: plod2
Product: procollagen-lysine, 2-oxoglutarate 5-dioxygenase 2
Exons: 20
Coding region: 369-2639 (756 amino acids)
Biological process (GO): peptidyl-lysine hydroxylation
Cellular component (GO): endoplasmic reticulum
Molecular function (GO): iron ion binding; L-ascorbic acid binding; procollagen-lysine 5-dioxygenase activity
Source: RefSeq, a predicted model, not a curated record
ACUUUCACGCAGGACGUCCCUGUGUCAGGACCGACGUCCUCCCUCCCCCUCUCCUCACUGACUUCAGCAAUCUCAAGUGGCCACUGCCGCAAUUAAGGAACCACGCCUGUUGCGCUCUAAUUUCUCUGAACUCCAGUACUUAUAGCCCCAUUCUGAGCUGCUGAAACGCUUGCCUCCUGUGGCUCCGAGUCUGUUUUUCCAGAAAAACGCUCUAUUCUGCCUUUUUUUUUUUUCCCCUUCACCCCUCCUAAUUGUUUUAUUAUCGCGAGAGCCUACAGCAGAGACCCUCCAGGGGCUGGCUCUUUUGACCACCGCCGUCUCUGUUGGAACUGCAGCUCUGGUCACUCUGACCAACACGCAGGGAAACAAUGAUGGAGUACCUCAGACUGAGUUUAGUGUUUUGCUGCUGGAUCAAGUUGGCAAGUUCUGUUCUAUCCACUGCCCCUCAAACCCCUGUGGCUAAUCCUGAAGUAAAACUGCUGGUCUUAACUGUUGCAACUGAGGAAACAGAUGGUUUCCACCGCUUCAUGCAGACUGCUAACUAUUUUAACUACACUGUGAAGGUGAUGGGAAUGGGAGAAACAUGGAGAGGGGGCGAUGUCGGCCGUUCUAUUGGUGGAGGGCAAAAAGUCAGACUACUGAAGAACACCAUGGAGAUGCUGGCUGAACAGGAAGAUCUUGUUGUCCUGUUUGUGGAUAGCUAUGAUCUUAUAUUUGCUGGGGGACCAGAAGAGAUUCUCAGGAAGUUUCAGCAGGCCAACCACAAAGUGCUUUUUGCUGCAGAGGCGUUGAUAUGGCCAGAUAAACGCCUAGCUGACAAGUAUCCCUCAGUCCGCAGUGGCAAACGCUACCUCAACUCUGGAGGUAUAAUUGGCUAUGCCUCAUAUAUCAACAGAAUAGUUUCUCAGUGGAACCUCCAUGACAAUGACGACGACCAGCUCUUCUACACCAAAAUAUACCUGGAUCCAUUACAGCGAGAAAAACUCAACAUGACUCUGGACCACAAGUGUCAGAUUUUCCAGAACUUGAAUGGUGCUGUUGAUGAGGUUCUUCUCAAGUUUGGAACGAACAGAGUAAGAGUAAGAAACACAGUGUACGACUCUUUGCCAGUUGUUGUCCACGGCAAUGGAAACACCAAAAUGUACUUGAACUACUUGGCUAACUAUGUGCCCAAUGCAUGGAACUAUGAACAUGGCUGCAGCCACUGUGAUGAUGAUCUUCUGGACCUGUCUCAGUUACAAGAGUAUCCAAACGUGUUGGUGGGAGUGUUCAUAGAGCAGCCAACUCCGUUUCUGCCUGAAUUUUUCCAGCGGCUGCUGACUCUGGACUAUCCAAAAGAUAAACUGAAACUCUUCAUUCACAACAAUGAGGUUUACCACGAAAAGCACAUACAGAAGUUUUGGGAGGAGAACAGGAAUGUGUUCAACAGUUUCAAGGUUGUGGGACCAGAAGAAAAUCUGAGCCAAGGAGAGGCCAGGAACAUGGGGAUGGAUCUUUGUCGGCAGGAUACCACAUGCGACUACUACUUCAGCAUAGAUUCAGAUGUCAUGCUAACCAACCGGCAGACAGUGAAGCUCCUCAUCGAACAAAACAGAAAAAUAAUUGGUCCCCUUGUCACUCGUCACGGCAAGCUGUGGUCUAAUUUCUGGGGAGCCUUGAGUCUGGAUGGGUAUUAUGCACGCUCCGAGGAUUAUGUUGACAUUGUCCAAAGAAAACGUGUGGGUGUGUGGAACAUUCCUUUUAUGGCGCAUGCAUACCUCAUCAAGGGCAGCGCCUUAAGGAAUGAACUUAAAGAAAAGAACUACUUUGUUCUGGAGAAACUGGACCCAGAUAUGGCUUUGUGUAGAAAUGCCAGAGAAAUGACCAGUCACAGAGAAAAAGACUCCCCUUCUCCGGAAUCAUUCCAUAUGCUCAGGCCGCCAAAGGGAGUUUUCAUGUACAUAACCAACCGCUACGAGUUUGGGAGACUCAUUUCCACAGCCAAUUAUAACAUUUCCCAUUACAACAACGACUUGUGGCAAAUAUUUGAAAACCCCGUGGACUGGAAGGAGAAGUACAUCCAUCAAAACUACACUCAGAUUUUCACUGAGAACUUCUUGGAAGAGCCUUGUCCAGAUGUGUUCUGGUUCCCGGUGUUCUCAGAGAGGGCCUGUGAUGAACUAGUUGAGGAGAUGGAGCAUUAUGGUUCAUGGUCUGGAGGCAAACAUGAGGACAGACGGAUAGCAGGGGGCUAUGAGACGGUGCCGACGGAUGACAUUCACAUGAAGCAAAUUGGGUUUGACAAAGAGUGGUUACACUUCAUCCGAGAGUUCAUAUCCCCUGUCACAUUAAAGGUUUUCUCUGGCUAUUACACAAAGGGUUACGCAAUAAUGAACUUUGUUGUAAAAUACACACCUGAUAGACAAGCUUACCUGAGACCCCAUCAUGACUCCUCCACCUUCACCAUCAACAUCGCUCUCAAUAACAAAAAUACAGAUUUUCAGGGUGGAGGUUGCCGGUUCCAUAGGUAUAACUGCUCCAUAGAAUCACCAAGAAAAGGCUGGAGCUUUAUGCACCCAGGACGCUUGACUCAUCUCCAUGAAGGCUUACCUACAACUAAUGGCACACGCUACAUUGCAGUGUCCUUCAUUGAUCCUUAAGCUGUCAUUUUAUGAUGAACUUUAAGUUAUUUGUUUUUUCUCUUUUUUUUCCUUUCAUGUCUUUCAGUCUCCAGACUUUUUUGUGAUGGACUUCUUUUUUUUAAAGCAAUUGCUUUGAAUGAAUUAAUGAUUGCUUAAAAAAUCUCUGUCAAACAGAGGGAUGUGACAGAAGCACAUAAGACAAAAUUAGGUUCAUAAAUAAGGAAAAACACAAACUAUGCAGCUAGCAGGGGCAGAAUGAUGCUUCAUCCCAGGAUUAAUGUGUACUGAAGGUUUCCAUGAUUUUGACAUUACUUUUUUCUUUUCUUUUUUAUCAUGUUGGUAACCAUUUUUAUGCACAUUAGGUUUUAUAAACAAGCAGCUGUACCAUGUCCAGAUGCCCUUUGUGAAUUUCAGGUAAUAUCUCACUAAAUGCAUUUAUGUAUGUAAUGUGCUUGGAAGAAUCUGCAUGUUUGUUUGUUUGUUUGUUUAUUUCUCUUUGUUCCUCUGAUUUCAUUCAAGGUGCUGAUUACAAGACGAGGUCAAACUAUGUAUACUCUAAACCUGAUUGGUUAAGUAUCAAAAUGGGCCAUAAAAGUUUUAGCGAAAUUCCCUCGGGGGAAUUAUCAAACACGUUGGGUCUCAUCUAUCCAAACUCUUCUAAGCAUGUAACAAUGCAUAAAUUUACUACUGGUCCUCAUUAACUUUCAUUGUCUUUGGGUCUGAGAUAUGUGUAUUUAUUUGCUGGAAUACGUGUUCGUGUAUUUUUCUACACCAAAGCAGCAAAUUACAGAUUUGUUAUAAAUAAAACUGAAAAGAAGGAAUCGGUAGAAAUCUGUUUGAACUGAAGGGUCAAUUUUACUUGAAAAAUUUCUCUCUCUAUCAAAUAAAGCAACAAUCAUUUCCUUUUCCAUAAACAUUUCUCAAUUUUUUUAUUUUUUAUUUUGUUUUUUGUCUUGACGGAUGUGAGUGACUGGAUUUUGGAACUCCAAAGGAAACCUCUUUAACUUAUUGUUGAGAUUUAAUAAAACUCGUUCUUUAAAA